CUGGAGAAAAGUGAUGGUGCCCUCUGAACACCUGCUGAAAACGGGGAGUGGGGUGCCAACUGGGGCCAGGAGCCAGGAUGAAGGGAUGACAUCUCUGGGGGUCCUGGCCUCCCUCCCACCCGGGUGCUAGGAGCCGUCCCCAGGCUCCAGCCUGGAGCCCUGUGCUCAGGGGCAUGGCCAAACCUUUCUUCCGACUGCAGAAGUUUCUCCGCCGAACACAGUUCCUGCUCUUCUUCCUCACAGCCGCCUACUUGAUGACGGGAAGCCUGCUACUGCUGCAGCGGGCCCGAGUGGCCCUCCCACAGGGCCCCCGGGCGCCCAGCUCCCUGCAGACCUUGCCCGUGGCCGCCGUGGCGCUCGGCGUGGGCCUUCUGGACAGCAGAGCCCUGCAGGACCCUCACGUCAGCCCGGAGCUGCUGCUCGGUGUGGACGUGCUGCAGAGCCCCCUGGCCCGGCCUCGGCCUGGCCCCCGCUGGCUGCGGAGCCGCAACUCCGAGCUGCGUCAGCUGCGGCGGCGCUGGUUCCAUCACUUCAUGAGUGACGCCCAGGGACCACCUGCCCCGGGCCCUGAGGCCCCCAGGCCAGCCUCUCGGAGCCAAGGCACGUACAUUGGGUGCUUCAGCGAUGAUGGCCAGGAGAGAACGCUGAAGGGCGCCGUGUUCUAUGACUUGAGGAAGAUGACGGUUGCCCACUGUCAGGACGCAUGUGCUGAGCGGUCCUACAUCUAUGCAGGCUUGGAGGCGGGAGCAGAGUGCUACUGUGGGAACAGGCUCCCAGCAAUGAGCGUGGGGCUGGAGGAGUGCAACCACGAGUGCAAGGGGGAGAAGGGCUCAGCGUGUGGGGGCGUCGACCGGCUGUCCGUGUACCGAGUGGAAGAGCUGCAGCCAGGCUCCAGGAAGCGGAGGACCGUCAUGUACCGUGGGUGCUUCCGACUGCCAGAGAAUGUUACACAUGCCUUCCCUGACUCCCUGAUCGAAGCCAACAUGACUGUGGACACGUGUGCAGGCUUCUGUUCUCAGAAAGAGUUCCCCUUGGCCAUCCUUCGGGGCUGGGAAUGCUACUGUGCUUACCCCACACCCCAGUUCGACCUACGGGAUUCAGUGGAUGGCUCACUCUGCAGCCAGGAGCCUGAGGCACAGAGACUAGGGGGUUACUGUAAGGUCUACCAGACGCCUGUGCAAGACACUCGCUGCACUGAUCGGAAGUUCCUGCCCACGAAAUCCAAAGUGUUUGUGGCCUUGUCAAGUUUCCCGGGAGCUGGGAACACGUGGGCACGGCACCUUAUUGAGCACGCAACUGGCUUCUACACAGGCAGCUACUACUUCGAUGGAACCCUCUACAACAAAGGGUUCAAGGGCGAGAAGGACCACUGGCGGAGCCGGCGCACCAUCUGCGUAAAGACCCACGAGAGUGGCAGGAGGGAGAUUGAGAUGUUUGACUCUGCCAUCCUGCUCAUCCGGAACCCCUACAGGUCCCUGGUGGCCGAAUUCAACAGGAAGUGUGCGGGGCACCUGGGCUAUGCUGCCGACCGAAACUGGAAGAGCAAAGAGUGGCCGGACUUUGUCAACAACUACGCGUCGUGGUGGUCCUCGCACGUGCUGGACUGGCUCAAGUAUGGUAAGCGGCUGCUGGUGGUCCACUACGAGGAGCUGCGACGCAGCCUGGUGCCCACACUGCGGGAGAUGGUGGCCUUCCUCAACGUGUCCGUGAGCGAGGAGCGGCUGCUCUGCGUGGAGAACAACAAGGAGGGCAGCUUCCGACGUCGUGGACGGCGCCCCUACGACCCUGAGCCCUUCACGCCGGAGAUGAAGGACCUGAUCAACGGCUACAUCCGGACGGUGGACAAGGCCCUGCGUGAGCACAACUGGGCCGGCCUGCCCCAGGAGUACGUGCCCAGAUGACAGGUGUACAGCGCCACCCCUGC
Molecule: messenger RNA, 1924 nt
Organism: Elephantulus edwardii (Cape elephant shrew)
Lineage: Eukaryota; Metazoa; Chordata; Mammalia; Macroscelidea; Macroscelididae
Gene: WSCD1
Product: WSC domain containing 1
Exons: 8
Coding region: 174-1901 (575 amino acids)
Molecular function (GO): sulfotransferase activity
Source: RefSeq, a predicted model, not a curated record